This is a messenger RNA of Hyaena hyaena (striped hyena), 1187 nucleotides long. Its product is annotated as cyclic nucleotide-binding domain-containing protein 1-like. The record is from RefSeq and is a predicted model, not a curated record. The transcript has 9 exons. NCBI's taxonomy places the organism in Eukaryota, Metazoa, Chordata, Mammalia, Carnivora, Hyaenidae. The coding region runs from base 1 to 1185 and encodes 394 amino acids.
AUGGCAGACAAUGUACUAGAAAAUCAAGACAUCCCUGAGGAAGUGAUGUUGAAGUUCAAGGAUAAAGAACCUACUGAAGACACAGAAGAACUUCAACCCCCAAAGCCUGAUGAUUCUCACAAUAUAGCUAUCCAUGUUAAAAAAGCACGUGGUGGUCUUACUUCAUAUGAACCAAAAAAUCUUGAAGAGAAGUUAGUGGAAUUACUGAGUAUUUUAAAGAAAUUGCCCACUUAUAGAACAUUGCGUGAGCACAGAACUGUGUGGAAAAUGCUGAAAACAAUUCCAGAUCUGACCUCUCAGCUAACUGAUGAGCAUCUGAAAACACUUAGUAAGAGUGUCAUUUCUGAAACCUGGGUUAAAGACAGUACAGUGGUUGGAAAUGAUGGAUUUUAUAUAAUACUGAAAGGCUCAGCUCGACUUCAAACAAAGGUGUAUAAAGAUCUGAUUGAUGAAAAUGAGUCAGCAUCCUCUUUCAUACCUCAGAGUUCCCAAGGAUUUUUUUUCAAUGAAGACUUCAAAAACAUACUUCCUGAGAUGCACCCACCUUCAUUGAAGCCAGUGCUUCGACAAUGGAGUACUUUUGGAACCCUGGAAGUUACAGCUCAGACUGAAUUAGAAACAAAGGAGUAUUCAGUGAUCACAGAAGAAGAUUGUGAAAUUCUUAAAAUCCCAGCAAAGGAUUUUGCAAGGUUAAAAUCGGAAAAAAUAAAACUUGAAAAUAAGGAAAAGAUGAAAUUAAUUCGUAAUUGUCCAUAUUAUGAGGAGUGGCCUACUUUAUCCAUAUGUGAGCUAGUUGCACUCAUUAAAUGGAAAAAAUUUCCUCCAGGUCAUGUGAUAGUAGAAACUGGGAAGAUAAUUUCUUUUGUGGCUUAUAUUAAUUCUGGAUAUUGUAAUAUUUAUAGAGAUGUUGUAGGACUUAUAAAACUACAACCCAAAAAAGUGAAAAAAAUUCAAAAACUUGUUUGUAUGGGUACACUUAAGGAGAAGGAAUCUUUUGGUGAGAUUAGUGUUCUUCUUCAACUUCCUUUCACAUGCACAAUAAUUACUGGAGAAGAGGUUGAGAUGGCAAUCAUUGAAGAUAAGGAUGUAUUUGGUCAAGGUAUACUGUCUUCCAGUGUACAAUGUAGAUCAAGUGUAUAUGAAGGUCAUGGCUUGUCGUGCUUGAAACUUUAUCUGAAAUUCUAGCA